Soboliphyme baturini is the source of this 511-nucleotide messenger RNA. The record is from the annotation of a GenBank genome assembly. NCBI's taxonomy places the organism in Eukaryota, Metazoa, Nematoda, Enoplea, Dioctophymatida, Soboliphymatidae.
AACCGCAACAUAUCGAAGACUACAAGAAAGUAAUCACACACUGCCCCGUGGCCAAUUAUUUUGAACUAAAAGUGCGACAUUUUAGGGUGUUAAAAUUUGGCUGCCUGACGCAGAGGAAGUAUGGAUCAGCGCGGUGGUGACAGAAGAUUUUGUGCCCUCAAAAAAAUACCUUAGAGUACAACCGGAAAACGGCGAGGAAGUAUCUAUCCCUGUUCUUUCACCUGAUCACCUGCCUUUCCUAUGCAAUCCUGAGUUCCUCAUCGACACGAACGAUCUGGCAACGUUGAGCUACCUGAAUGAACCCGAUGUCCUCUACAACUUGAAGUACCGCUUCGAGCUCGGCAAUAUCUACACCUACUGCGGAAUCGCCUUGGUAGCUAUCAAUCCGUACAAGGAUCUUGACCUGUAUGACGACAAGUACUUUCGUCACUUUCGAGGACGAAAUGUGCGCCAGCUCGACCCUCAUAUAUACUCGGUGGCCGAGGAAGCGUUUGCUUCCCUUGUUCAGUAA